UCUUUCGGAAACAAGAUAGCCAUGGCCACAGAAAUUGGCUCCCCGCCCCGAUUUUUCCAUAUGCCGAGGUUCCAGCACCAGGCACCUCGGCAGCUGUUCUACAAAAGACCUGAUUUUGCACAGCAGCAAGCAAUGCAACAGCUUACUUUUGAUGGGAAGCGGAUGAGAAAAGCUGUGAACCGAAAGACCAUAGACUACAAUCCCUCUGUAAUUAAAUAUUUGGAGAAUAGAGUAUGGCAGAGAGACCAGCGAGAUAUGCGAGCAAUCCAGCCUGAUGCAGGAUAUUAUAAUGAUUUGGUCCCUCCUAUAGGAAUGCUGAACAACCCUAUGAACGCUGUGACAACAAAGUUUGUUCGGACAUCUACUAAUAAAGUAAAAUGCCCAGUGUUUGUUGUCAGGUGGACUCCUGAGGGGAGACGCUUGGUCACUGGUGCAUCUAGUGGAGAGUUCACUUUAUGGAAUGGACUGACUUUCAAUUUUGAAACGAUAUUGCAGGCUCACGACAGCCCUGUAAGGGCUAUGACUUGGUCACACAAUGAUAUGUGGAUGCUGACAGCAGACCACGGGGGAUAUGUGAAAUACUGGCAGUCCAACAUGAACAACGUCAAGAUGUUCCAGGCACAUAAGGAGGCGAUUAGAGAGGCCAGUUUCUCACCCACGGAUAAUAAAUUUGCUACAUGCUCUGACGACGGCACUGUUAGAAUCUGGGACUUUCUACGUUGCCAUGAGGAGAGAAUUCUUCGAGAUAAAGACUUUUUGCUGAAAACAGAACACUUUUCAAGGGAAGACAUUUUGAUUUUUACUGCUGAAAGUAUAUGUGUGUAUUGCAAGUAAAUGUCUUGGAAGUUUUAUAAAUUAGUAUUUUAUAGAGGAAAGGAUUUUUACAGCUUUUUCAACUAAAAAUGAUAGGACUGUUAAGUGUCAGCUUCAAAGAAGCACAGCUGUAAGCAUCAGAAGUACAGCUAUAUAGGAGAAAACGACAACUUUUCAAAAUAUUUUUUAUCUUAUAAAAGGUUUCACAGACUAAGUUUAACAUUUCUUCCAUCCCAGGCAGUUUGGAUUACUAUUUGUAAUUAUUAUGUCAGUGGAAGCAUCUGAUAUUUCUUGUUCUGCAAGAUGUUAUUUUGAUACAUUACACAGUCUGUCAAGUUCUGGUUUAUGUUUGAUUUAAAGCACAGGUUAGUUACAUAUCUUUUUUUAAAAUGCAGGAUUUUCUUAAUAUUUGUCAUAUUUUGUAUGAAUUGAGAUAUUCCAGAUAUAACUAGCUACAGCCAUGUGAAGAAGUAGUUGUAUCACUUCAGUAUAAUUUUCUGGUGUAGACAAGGCAAGGACUGCAAGUAUCUUGCAUAUAUUGUCUUUGAAGACAGAAAGUUAUCUUUUAACUGUUUUUGAUGAUUCAUAGAAAUUGUCUGUACCUUUUUGCUCACAAAAAUAAGCUUUUAAAGGGAACUGAUUGUUGCUAUUUAAGCAUGAGCCUGACCUGAGAAACUGAAAGUUAACUAUAACAGGACUGGAAUAGGUGAUUCUACCAGAUCCCCAAGAUCUCAGAGAAUAAACUUAAAAUUUCCAUUCAAAAAGGCUGAGGAAUGUGUUCCCUUGGCUGCUUAAAACUGGGAAAACCAAUAUAUUUUAGUAAAAACGAACCCAGCUUUCUGGUGUGUACUGGCAGAUGAAUAUUUUCUACCAUAUGUGCAAUAGGUUUUUUCUUUGGCUUGUUAUUUAGAACGAUGGAGCAUGAAAAUAUGUUAAAUGUUACAUUAAAAUCUUACUUUUUAAAAUUCCAUCACUUUAAAAAACCUUACUCUGAAAAGACUCAUAACACCUGAUAAAUUAGGAACUUAACUGUAGCUAUUCUAGUUCCCACAGAGUAAGAUGAAUUGAUUAAAAAAAUGUAGCUCAGGAUCCAGUUGAUUAUCACUAUUCUUAUAUAUUUGGGAAAAUCAAGUCUAACUAUUUAUACAAUAUUUCUACACUUGAACUUCUCUUUAUAGCUGUCUUCUUUCUUUCUUCUCCAAGAUGAUCCUAUUCUGCUUUAUUUUUCUGUAUGUGUGUUAAGAUUUAAGGAAGGAGUAGCUCUAAUAAGAAUUUAUUGUCCUCAGAUUGAGAAUUUGCAUAGCGAGACUUCAGUAUUCUUCCUUGCUUAACACAAGGCCUAAUGCUCAUUGGGAACUAUUUUUCAUCAAAAGUUGAGGUUCUUCCUGGCUUUAUGAAUGAUCAGGACACUUAGGAAAAAAUCUUCUUUCAAUUCAAUGAAGAGCCGAUUUUUUUCCCUGUUCCCCUUUCCCACGCCCAAAAUUUCCAUGGGAGAAACUUGUCCUGAGGUGGGGCAUAGAGUUUCAGAUUAAAGUAAAACAUAUUCCUUUGAAAAGAGAAUUUUCAUGAUUCUUUAAUAUUUGGAGAUAGAAAUUGAUGUAUAAGCGGUAUUCACAGGUAAGUAAUUUCCCACUUAAGUGCAAGUCUAAUGGGAAUCCCUAGAAGUUUGAUUUCAAACUCAUUUGAUGUUCCAGGUAUGUUGCCACUAGUAAAAUAAGUGUUAUGGUAAAGUUAAAUGUUCUAAAAAAGAAAAUAUUUUGGUUUAUCUCCUUCUGUAGUCCAGUGGAAAACACAUUUAAAAUGCCAUUUUUACUAGAGAGAUGGAGGGUCUUAUUUUCAGUUAUUUGCUUGGGUUUUUAGCUGUUCUCAUACUAGUGCGGUAGAACAGUGUGAGAAUUUUGCUUAAUUUUAUUGUGCAGUCUCUGUCUUUGGAAGCUUUCAAAAUAAAACUGUAUAAACACGAGCAACCUGGGCUGACCCAAUAGCUUUGAGCAGGAGAUUGAACAAGAGACUUCUGAGGUUCCUUCCAACCUGACUUACCCUGUGAUCUUGCAAAACAGGAAUUCAGUAUUGUAAAAGCUAAACAAAGGAACAAAAAAUCCUUGUGAUUUAAUUUUUAGUUACCUUCCGUUGUACACCAGCAUAAAUGACGUAAGGAACUGAAUUUCAAAAGACUAUAUCAGAAAUGCAUUACUUUUUUAGUUUGUUUUCCAGCUUUUAACAUGCCCAAAGAAAUGCACGCUGUUUGGAUUGGAAAGAUUUCUUAAUGUUUAGUGGAACAUUUUCCGGAGAUGAUAAAUGUUUGGUUAUUCCAUAGUGAUUAAUGCUUUGUUUGACUUAAUAAUUACUGAAGUUUAAGUAAUUAAGAGUCCUCCUACAAGCAAUGAAAAUUUGUUGUAAAUAAGAUGGAAGAUGUGCUAGUAUGCUGUCAACAUCUUCAAAGCUCUUCUGCUUAUGUAAUAACAGUGAGGUAAAAAGAUGUCUAUAGAUACAUAUGCAGUUGUUUUAUAUGCAUAUGUGUUUUCAGUUAGUCUCUAUACAGCCUUUAUAAUGGUACCCAGUGACACAUUUUAUGGACUUAGUUUGCUGCUUUCUUGUUUGCUUCAAAAUUAUGCAGUCCUGAAACAUAUUGUGCAGGCAGCGUUGUAAAGCUCUAAAGCACGUGCACAAUUAAAAUAGAUUGAAAAUGUUUGCUUUGAAAGAAAAAAGUAAUUUAGGUGAUUGUUUUACUCUUAAAGCAGCCUCAGUUUGUCCAUCUGCUUUGUCGUUGCUGUUCUUGAAGGUGCAUUUCUCUAGAUCAUGUUUCUAAAUUCUCCAGGGAGCCAUAAGUAGACCUGGUGUGUUUGCAAAUGUCAGCUUUUAUGCCUAGAUGAAAUGGGUGUUACAGAAUUUUUUUUCUUCUUUCAGGCAAAAGCUGGUCUACAUAGUGUAUUUCAUUGUUCAUGUCCGCACCUAUCCCAGGUCUUGACUGACCUUUAUGUCUAAAACCAAAUUAUAAAAUUAAUUUUCCAAGUUUAAGCAUAUUAACAGAAGACUGCACAAUAUUAAAUAUAAUUUUGAGACUGCAAUUAUCUUAAAAAAUAGAAGUUGCUUUGUCUUGAAAUAAAGUCCAAGCCCAAUUCAUUCUGCUGUUUCUGCUACAGAUGAGUUUAGAAAGGAAUGACACCACAUUUCGUAUCCGUAGACAAAAUGCCCCCUUCUGAAUUGUAAGUAAUCAGUAGCAAGGAACAGUUGCACACAGAAAGUGCUACCUGGACAGCUAUCAAGCAUACUUGUAAAAAUACAAUAGUACAAGAUCUAAAAAUUUUUAGCAAGGUAUCUCAAUUUUCUAAAGGUUGUCUGGGUUUGCAGCUUGGUAUGGUGCAUUGUGUUACUGCUUGCUGUUUGUGCCUGGUCAAGAAGAGUCCUGCCUCAUCCUUACAUCUGCCUUCUGCUCUUUCUUAUUCAUGCAUAAUUUGCAGGCAGAAAUAAUGUUUUUAAUUAGACUAGCUGAUAUAGUUAGGAAAAAAAAGAGGUGUUUUUUCAGGGUUUUUUUGUUUUUAAAAAUGCCACACUAACCUGUCUUAAGGACACGGAAACUUCCUUAUUUUAGGUCAGCUGAUAAAGUUGGAUAAUAUGAUGUCUUUCCCCUACAGAUCUUGCUUUAUGCUCUUAAAUUCUCACAGCAGCAACUCUUUGUUGCUUCCCUAGCAGGAACUCCACCUACUUAAAAUGAAUGUAUAAGGUGUUUUCUCUUUGGCAAUGUAUAUAUUCUCAAAAUCAUUAUUGUCUUGGCUAGUUUUCUAAAUGUAGUGAUUAGGAAUAUCAAUAAUGUUGAUGAAUAUGGACUUCUGUGGAUCACUGUUGCCCUUCUGAAAGUCCCUGUUCUCCAGAGACUUACAAGUAAGCAUGUGUUAUUAAGACUAGGAACAUAAAAAGCUAAAUUCACUCAGACAAUUAUUUUAUUACAUUAAAUUGACUUAUACUCUGCAGUUGUAUUCUGGAGCUCUUUGGGCAAAGGUAGGUUCUCUCACACUAUCCCCAGCUUAUCAGGAAUAUCCUUUGCUUCCAAAGGAAUGGAGAAAAAAAUUAUUCUGAUCACCUACAUAAGCGCAUUAGAUUUGUAAUUUCUAUAGUAUGUAUUGCACUUGCUGACAAUUUCAAACAGAAAAAAUGCAAUCAGAAUUUUUAAUGCUAGUGUUAAACUUGAGAAUUUGUGUGUUCACAUUGUAAAACUGGAAUGGUAGAGGCUUUAAAUAGCAGGUGCUAUCUUGCCAGCCAUUUUUGUAGAGAUAUAACUGCUGCUUCCUGUCAGAAAAAAACAUCCUGCUUGCUCAAAGGCUUCUUCACAUGCUGCGUGCUUCUCUCCCACUUUGCGAUUUUCUUUUCCCUGCAUCACGGAAUUCUUCAAGGAAUAUACGGUCUUUCUCUCUAAGAGCACUUUACUAUGUACGUUUCAGUCUACAGUUUCACCAUGAGGAUGUCUGUUCCUAGUAAGUCUGGAUGGAAAUACUGGCAGUUAAGUCUGCGUGUGUUGUGCACAAUGGUUGAAGUUGCAUUAGUUUCUGCAGAACUCUGUCCUAUCGGGUAUCAACACUGCAGUAUGUAGCAAGCCGUAGCACUUCACUGAAAUUCAGAGAAGAUUCUAAAUAAUGGUGUUUUAUUCUACAGAACUUUACUAGACAUACCAGAAAUUAUAUUUAACCCAUUGCAAAAUAUUUAACUGAGCAAACCAGUAACUUUUGUUCAACUAGAAUGUUGGUAUUUGAGUAAGUUUUUUAACUUUUUUGCAAGAUGUCAAAAUGCAAGUAAGGAAUAGGCAUGAGACAGGUUUUCCUGACAAAUACUUAGAAGGAUUUGUUAGAGCAGCAAUUAUCACAAGUAUCUAACAAACAUAGUUUAGUCGUGAUAUUUGAAAAUUAACAAUUUGGGGAAUUUUAAUUAGAAUGUGAUUUGAGUUUUAAUUUGAAGUGCCAUACUAAAAAUCUUAGAAAUUAAAGUUGCAUUUACUAGACAUGAAGAGUAUCAGCAUAUUUUUACUGAUGUGUCUGCUCUUUGCCAUCCUCGUGCAGAAAGGAGGACUCGAGCUUAGGAGUGCAAAGUGAAUUAAUU
Molecule: messenger RNA, 5904 nt
Organism: Egretta garzetta (little egret)
Lineage: Eukaryota; Metazoa; Chordata; Aves; Pelecaniformes; Ardeidae
Gene: WDR33
Product: WD repeat domain 33
Exons: 7
Coding region: 22-834 (270 amino acids)
Cellular component (GO): mRNA cleavage and polyadenylation specificity factor complex
Molecular function (GO): protein binding
Source: RefSeq, a predicted model, not a curated record